Molecule: messenger RNA, 2763 nt
Organism: Pelodiscus sinensis (Chinese soft-shelled turtle)
Lineage: Eukaryota; Metazoa; Chordata; Testudines; Trionychidae
Source: RefSeq, a predicted model, not a curated record
GAACCCCACUCCUGCCCCUAUUUAUCUGGAGCUGCACCACACCUUGCGGGUGUCAUCACCCACCCAGGGGGCAGAGCCAGUCGUACAGAGGAGGAGGAAGAGGAAAACCCCGAUGUGGCCAGCACCAUGACCUCAGUGACACUGGAGCUGGUUCCUCACUGCCUGGAUGUGUCCCAGUCAUCCUCCAAGGCUGGGGAAGGAUCAUCAGGAUACUUGGACAGGAUCCAGUACUCCACCAAGCGUCAGCCCGCAGGAGGCGAGGACUCGGUUGUGAUAUCCACAUCAGAACCGGCAGUGGACAUCCAUCGAGGGAACGCUCCAUUUGUCCUACCUUAAGGCUUUACAUUAGCCGCAAGGUUGCAGGUCACGGACAUCUAGCAUCAAUUGCCGCUUGUGAAUAACAACAUGGACACUGUUAUACUCUUGAUCUUAUAUUGUAUCCAGAUGACAUGGAGUCUGUUGUUCCUGGAAAAUGACUAUUGGAGGUGUACAGCUAUUGAUAAGCCAUUAAGUGAAUGGAACAUCCCAAAAACUUCCUCCAUGAUCACCAGAAGACAGGGGAAGAUACAUCUAGAACAAUUUAAAUCACAGGACCUAAUCAUGUAUGCAUUUAUGGCAGAGGGAAAGUGUUACUUUAAAGUCAUGGAUGAAAGAUCAGGGUAUCCAGAACUAACUUUUGCAUCUACUAAGCAGUCUAAGAAAAUCAUCUUGAGAACACUCAACUGGUUCGAUAUGGAUCUUAACCCCCAUGGAAGACGUGACUGAGGAGUAGACAUAGAGCAAGUUGGAUGCACAGAGAAACGACCAAUAAGGUGUCUUGUUAAUUGUAUACCGCUUAUCAGUAAACGGGACCAAACCAAAUGUGUGUUUAUGGACAUACUAAGUCCCACAGUCAUAAAGCUCGGACCUAUGAACAUCUCCAUUCAAAUAGUCAAUAUGGCAACAGGCAUGGAAAAAAGUGCCAGUAGUUAUUUAUAGCCCUAAUGGUCAGAAGAUCUCACCAAAUUCAUUGUGGAAUGCAUGGACAAACAGCCCAAUCCAGCACCCACCAUGAGUUGAUAUAUUGCAAGUGAGAAAACAGGAGGAAUAUGGUCGGCUAUGGAUACCAUGGUGACGUUGAAGUGAAAGCAGAAGCUUCAGGCAUCUGGAUUGUUAGGGGACCAUACGAAGUGGUAUACCAAUUAAAAAUCACGGUAGCUCAAUCACCUACUGUCACUAUUAUAGGCCCAUACGUAAUUAAAAGGGACAUUGCUAAAACGAUGAUGAUAGAACCGAAAUAGUCUGUAAAAAUGAUAGCUGAGCCUAUGCAAAUUACUACCAGCAAAGUCAAUCCAGAUUGUCAAUCCUAUGUUAUCCCUAUGUUGAAUGGGUGGAAUAGAUGAUUAAACACAUCCCAUACAAGAUGCACUGCUAGCUGUGGAUAAGCUGCAGUUGGAUAUUACUAGGCUGCUACCAUUAUGGAUUGCCAUUCAAGAAGCGGAUAAUUUACUUCUCUUACAGACCAUGGAUAAUAUACAGAGCAAUGUGUCACUCGCUCUAGCUUGUAUCCAAGCUCAAACAAUUCUGAUAGAUAUCGCCAAGGACAUCUUGCAUGACAGUGCUAGUGGAAAGGUACCUGUUGAACUUUCAAAAUUACUUCAGCCUCAUUUGAACGAGUUUGAAAGAAAUAAUCCUGAAUGGAGGUCGGUAAUUCACACCAAAUAUGAUUUGAAGGAAGAACAAAUGUCCAUCCUUAUGAUGCGAGAGGCGCUUAAGGAAUACAUAUAUCCUAUUAUACCUAUUGGGAUGUUUGUAAACCAUUCCUUGCUGCUUCCGUUGCCAGAUAGAUUAUGGGCAUAUGUAAAGGAAGAGGAUUCUACACUGAGAACUGUAAACCUACAGGCAUGUGUGAAGCAGGUCAGUCUUGGAUAUACAUGCACCACCGGGUUAUGGGAGAAUGAUCACAUCUGUUUUAAUCCUGAUUUUGGAAAGUGUCACUACGACCUGCAUCCCUCUAGUGAUAACGACAACCAUUCUGUCGUGGUUCAGAUAGCAGACGGGUGUAUAUGCAUUCGGAGUUUGUGCUCCCAUUUUAUGGUAAAUACAUAUUAUAAAGUAAUGAAUCUAGGUACUUCCAACCUAUGUUUAUGUAAGGUAUUUCACAUACAAGGAUGUGAUAUAGAGGUGACCUUGUCCGAACCAUCAGAGGAGCAAUAUACUAUUAAUUUGCAUAUGAUAAGAAAUAUCAAGCCUGUAGCAAUUGGUCCUAACUUAAACGCUAUGAAAUCUUUGUUCCAUCACACCGAGCUUAUUGGUCUAGUAAAGGAAAUAAAUGAAUUAGGAAAUAGGACUGGGAUAAUUAUACACCACACUGUUGACAAAAUCAGUGAAGAUAGAAAGAAUGCAAAGACGAAUCUAAAUAUAAAUGCAAAUACAGAUGUACCUGUACACCAUUGGUGGGAUGUAUUUUCUUUUUUAACGAGAUGUCACCGCUAAUUAGUUACCCCAUGAUCAUUAGUUUUGCGUUACAUUUUUGUGUCCUGAUAUACGUGACUGCACUGACUAUGGUUAUGUGUAAAAUGGCUAAGUAUGAAAAUCACAAGGCUAGGAAUACUUCUGUAUUAGAGAAGGAAACAGCUUGAUACUGUUAAUAAUGUUACCAUGUUGGGUACUUAUUUUGUAUUAUGUUGUAAUUGCAACUGUAAACUUUGGAGUGAUGGUAUGUAACAUGUUCAAGGAGGGGAACUGUUGCCUGGGCAUAAUACAUAAAAUACAAAAUGGAGU